CGCCCAGGGCGGGCAAUCGAGGGCCGAAAGGCGGAAGGGUUCCGCUGCCAUCUUGCCCCGGGCGCAGCCCCUCCGCCAUGGAUCCGGGCGCGGGGGCACGGAAGGAGCGGCCGAAGCCGCGGGAGCCGGCGGCUCGUCUGGAGAAGGCCAAGCAGAGGUCGGCACAGCAGGAGCUGAAGCAGCGGCAGCGGGCGGAGAUCUAUGCCCUGAACCGGGUGAUGACGGAGCUGGAGCAGCAGCAGUUCGACUCCUUCUGCAAGCAGAUGCAGGGAUCCGGGGAAUGACAGCCCGGCCCCUGCCCUGCCCCCCUUUUCUAACCCCCCGGUAUUUAUUAUCAAAUCGCCCUUUUUGUAUCAAUAAACUCUGUGCUGGU
Molecule: messenger RNA, 373 nt
Organism: Pseudopodoces humilis (Tibetan ground-tit)
Lineage: Eukaryota; Metazoa; Chordata; Aves; Passeriformes; Paridae
Gene: SVBP
Product: small vasohibin binding protein
Biological process (GO): negative regulation of protein ubiquitination; protein secretion
Cellular component (GO): apical part of cell
Source: RefSeq, a predicted model, not a curated record